AUGGCAGAAUUAGAUUUUGAAGGGCUUAAUAUGUUUGAAGAGCCAGAAGACUUUCGUCCUUCUACUCCUCCGCCAAAAACCGUUCUUCAUGAGCGAAAGACUUUUCCCAAUGGACCAAAAGAAGUUGAACUACAACUCGUAGGAUCGCAUUCUCUAUGGGCGCACUACUUAUGGAAUAGUGGUAUUGUGCUAGCAAACUACAUCGAUGCGCAUCCAGAAACUGUUCAAGGAAAGGUUGUUUUAGAGUUUGGAGCAGGUGCUGGCUUGCCCUCUAUUAUAUCUGCUUUUGAUGGUGCUAAACACGUUGUCUGCUCAGACUAUCCGGAUCCCCCUCUUAUACAAAACCUUGAAAGAAAUAUCCAAAGCUUCAAUGAAGUAAACGGUAGAGCUUCUGCUGUCGGUUAUUUAUGGGGAUCAGAUAUUCAAGACCUGCGAAAUUAUGCUGGUCUUUCUCAAGAUCAAUACUUUGAUGUUUUACUGUUAUCAGAUUUGAUUUUUAAUCAUACAGAACAAACAAAGCUCGUCCAUUCUUGUAAAGCAGCUAUGGGUGACAACAAGCAUGCCAUCGCUUAUGUGUUUUUCACGCACCAUCGCCCUCAUUUCGCUGACAAGGACCUGCUCUUUUUCGAAAUUGCAAAAGAGCAUGGUUUUUUGGUAGAAAAAAUAGUGGAAGAAAAGAGGGAACCCAUGUUUGAGCAUGAUCCUGGCGCCCGCGAAGUUCGUGCGACUGUUCAUGGUUACACGAUGCGUUUACUUCAUGAGUAA
This is a messenger RNA of Schizosaccharomyces cryophilus OY26, 765 nucleotides long. Its product is annotated as nicotinamide N-methyltransferase Nnt1. The record is from RefSeq and is a predicted model, not a curated record. Gene Ontology annotation, molecular function: protein-lysine N-methyltransferase activity. The coding region runs from base 1 to 765 and encodes 254 amino acids. The transcript is spliced from 2 exons. Lineage: Eukaryota; Fungi; Ascomycota; Schizosaccharomycetes; Schizosaccharomycetales; Schizosaccharomycetaceae. Gene Ontology annotation, biological process: peptidyl-lysine dimethylation.